AGCAGGGAAUCUAAAAUCUGCAUUGUUCUCUACAUGGACAGCGACUUUUGUUUCCAUCGUGAUCUCUUUGGCGGAGGUGCUCGUCGUGAUUUGAUCACGUGAUUACGUCAGCUACAUUUUCACGUCGGACGUUGUCGCGUUGACGUGGCUGAAACCGUCUCUGACCUCUGUCAACGGAAUCCAACCUGUCUUGUCCGGUAUAUGUUAAUUUAAACUUAAAACCGGAGACAAAUGGUGCACCUUAACCGAACCGGACCAAAUUAAUAAGGAGAAUAAGAAGUAGUGGACACGUGGAGGGUAGAUAUUAGAGUUUAGUUUUGGAGCUUAAAGGCAAAGUGGAGAACAGAAGGAUAAACGCGUAAAAGUAAAGCAACACAUAAAUCUCUUCCCCAAUUUGUUUAUCCAUUUCGUUCUCUGGAUCUUUGGAAACUCUUUGGAAAGUCUACUGUAACGAUUCAAAAAUCUUUGGUCUGCGUCUAAGAGUGGCUUUAUAGCGAACUUGUUUGAAGGAGUGGAGAAGAAGGGUGAUAGCAACAUGGAAGAAGAAGCUACGCCAUCAGUGAAGUAGUGAGAACUCUAUUCUGUUAUCUAUGGGGAUGUGUAACUUACUCCAUUAUGUUUUCUGUUGUAUUCUCUUUCAGUUCUUGUUUUACAGACUUCAGUGUUGUCUGUUGUAAUACAGUGUACUCUGCCGGUAUCUAGUAGAGUUGGUUGACUUGAAAGAAUUGAUUUACAUAGAAUUGGGGGUGGAAAUAAAAAACCAUUAAAAUGUAACCACUUCUAUGUUAGCUUAGCAUAUGUCAAUUGCAAAUAAUCUUUUGUUAAUUACAACCGCCCGAUCACCAAUGCACUUCAUCGUAGUAACGCGAUCUAUUGUUUAAAAAAGUUGCUCUACUCUUCACUUUUGUAGGUCAUGACCAUUUUAAACCACACUUGGCAUAUCUUCUAAAAAAUUUCAAAUUGCUUCAACCGUUAGCAUUUGGGAUUCUCUCCUUCUUCAAAAUACCAUCUGGGUUUGCUUGGGUUUUACAAAAUUGAACAAAAGUUUCCAUCUUUCUCUGUUACUAUACUUUUUGCUUGCUGCAUACUGUGGGGUUCCAAGUUCAGUGAUCAUUGAUUGUGGGGAAAAACUUUCAUCAGAGCUUCUUCUUCACUCAGAUCUGACUCUUGGGGGAAGUUUGAAGAAUGGAUUUGCAUUUGAAGAACUUGUUUGGUAGGUUUCAGGAUCAAUUCGGGUCAGGUCCGGGUCUUGGACCUGGAUCCGGUGUAUGCUUGAUGAAAGUUGAAGGUAUAUCUUCCAACAUUAUUCAAUCCAUUUUUAGAGCUUCAGCUUCUUUAUACAGAAGUGAGCCAUGGAAGAGGCUCAGACCGGGUCAUUUGUUUGGUGUUCGGGUUGGGAAAGACUCAGAUUGGUCAGGAAAGAGACAGCCUUUUCAAUGUGUUCAGUUCAUAGGAGGUGAUGGUGGUGAUAUAGCUAUCUAUAUGUAUAGGUCCAUGAGCUGUGCACUGAAAAUGACUGAUGAUGAUUCAUGGGAAAUGGCUAGAGUUCCUAAUGUUGAGGUAUUUAGGGUUACUUAUGAGAGUGAAUCGUUCAUGCUUCCUUCUAACAAGAGGAUGGUUAAGUCUUUGUCUUUAGAAGUUUCUGGAACUGAUCGGUUUCCUGUCAUCGAUGUUGCGCGGUGCAUGACCUCUGGUGAGCUUCAGUUUAGAAGCCCGACACUCGAAGAGCUGAGGCUUGUGUUUGCUGUGAUGAAAGCUCUUUCUUUGGUUCAUCCUUUGCUGCGUCAAGAGGAGAAGCAAGUCAGGGGAUUGCCAAGGAUGAUAAAGUUUUCACCUUUUAUCGAGACUGUUGAUGUUCAGUGGCCAUCAGAGAUGUUUAAAGGUCAUGAUUUUGUUGCUGUCACGGUCUCUCAUCCUCCCGGUCAAUCAUAUGAACAGAAGUUUAAGAAAACUGCGAUGGCACGCGAAGAUGAUGAGUUGGAAAUAGUUUCUGGCAUGAUCAAUCUGCGAGUAGGUCAAGGUGCAGAAGUGGGUUUAAGACAGUGCACAAUGUGUGAGAAAGCUGCUCAUAGAGAUGAGUCUGUUUGUUGUAGCCAUUGCCGUGCAACCAUCUAUUGUGGUUUAGACUGUGAGAAACGGCAUUGGCGAGAGAUGCAUCGGAGUGUCUGUAGUCUCUAUGAAGCUAUGAUGAGUAGAGAAGAAGAGCUCAAGAUAAAGAUCUUCACUUUCUCGUGUUAUGCUGAGAACCCAUGUGAAUGGCUUGGAUCUUUAGGCAUCCAUAAAAAGGGAAUGUGGAGAAGACAAUGCAGUUGCUAUUCUCACCAACCUUUCGGACUCUUGCAGUGUUUUUCCACAGAUGCACAAUCUGAAUCAUGGGGAGGGCUAGAGGACGGGGAUUAUCCACAAGAUUUACCGAUUCAGAAUCUGAACAACGGGCGUUCCCCGGGUAUGAUCCUCAUGUCAGAUUGGUCAGAUUACUAUGAUUUACGAUGUCUACCACGGUCAAGCCCCGUUUCUGACAUUCUCUGUUACCCUUUAACCCUCUACCACAUAUUAACAUCAGUAAGCACUCAUUCCAAGAAUCUGUUGCUGAAAGGGAAAGAUGUGACUGUCCAUUACUUAGGUCCAGAACGAGAACUCGACUGGAUCAAAACAUUUGCAGAGAUCAAUCACUUGCUUAAUGGUUUAGGAACCGUGCAGAUCAUAAUGAUCGGACCUGAGGUUCCAUCUGACUUAUCUGGUACAACAUCAACCACCUCAAAAACAAACAGCAGAGUUAAGGUGAGCUUUGUGAAAGGUUUGUACCAAGACGAGGUAAUGUACCUGACUUCACCGGAUAUCGUUGUAGCCUUGAACUGUGACCUGGACGGGCACUCGAGCUGGGCAGGAGCGGUUGAGACAGUGAACAAUAUGGGCAUCCCCGGUUUCUUCACUGAUAAGACAGAAGAAGCUUGCGGAAAUGCAAAGGCAGUUUUGCGUAACGCAGGGCUGAAUAUCUCUCAUCCGGUUGCUCCUAACCCUUUCCGCUCACCUGUAAGGUCUUGUGCAAAGUCCAGCAAUCUUCCCUGUUACGGCAACGGCUUCAUCCUCGGGGUGAACACAUAAAAGACUUGUCUAAAUGUUGUAAUAAGCAUUAGAAUUAAAGAAAACUUAGCCAUUAUAGUGGCAAUUGUGUUCACUUCUGUACAAAAUGUCAUACAAUGUGGGAUUUAAACCAAUCAUCCUACUUUGCUUGAAGAGAUAAUCCUUUCUUUUUAGACUUUUUCUUUUUCUUUUUCAGUUUCGGAGUAAAUACAAUACGGCUUUCUUUAACUAUACA
Arabidopsis lyrata subsp. lyrata is the source of this 3319-nucleotide messenger RNA. RefSeq names its product zinc finger MYND domain-containing protein 15. The record is from RefSeq and is a predicted model, not a curated record. Lineage: Eukaryota; Viridiplantae; Streptophyta; Magnoliopsida; Brassicales; Brassicaceae. The transcript has a single exon. Bases 1186 to 3105 code for a protein of 639 amino acids.